GCCAGCCUGUCGCACUGCACGAUCGUUUUGAUGCUUGCUCUGGAACGCUUCUAUCUCCACAAGGCCUUCGAAACCAACAACCACGUGUGAUCACGCUGCACCCAGUACCGCCCGCGCCCGCUCUCUGCUCUCCGCUCUCCGCUCUCCGCUCUCCUCGACGUAUGAACACACACAGCCGCGGAAUAGUCACUCUUAGCCCGCUCUGAACGUUUGGUCGCACCAAAAUUCCUCGUUAUGCGGUAGUUCACACCCUUCAAUCAUGGCGAUGGAGAUGAGAGACUGGCUUGGGCCAGAAAUUGAGCGUGACCUGAAAGAGGCCAUUGAGUGGAAGCAACUGAGCAGGUUCAGCGACAAAGAUUUUUCGUGCAUUUUCAGCGAUAACGGCAGCAAUCUGUCCAUAUACCGCAAACACCCUCGCUCGGUCGCAAAAGUCGUCCAGAUCCUCGACAUCGUCGCUUCCCCGGCGCAAUUCAAGUGUCGCCUUUCAGACGGUCAUGUCGCUAUUAAGGCGGUGUUCACGAGGCAGGCUUGUGAGGCACUAGAAGCUCAGGGCCAAAGGGAUGUCGCCGAUCUCCUCCCUGGUAUGCAAAUUUCCAUUCCUGAGUUUGAAAUCACAGCAACAACGAUGGGAAAGUCAGAUGAACGCGUACAGCUGAAGCUUCGUCAUGUCGCCGUGUUCAAUAGCAUGCGACAGGGCACACUCGGGAACCCAGAGGACAUCCACAAGCGGUCAGGUGUUGAGAAGGCAUUGGCAACUCUGAAGGACUUGUCUCGGAAGAGGCUACAGGAGGUUCAACACAGUAGCCGGCCAGGAUCUUCUGGUAGCGCUGGAGCAAGUUCUUCCUCAGUUCAUGAUCUAACACAUCUGACACCUUUCGCAAGUGGAGAUAGUCAGGCUUUUGCUACUCAGUGGGCUGCCGGCGGCGCUGGGAAGCAGCAGAGCAGUGCCAUCAACCUUGCCAAUCCCAUCGCCCCGGCGCGAAGCACGCAGGUAUCCACACCGGGUAGAAACGGAUUUAAAAACCCGCUGCUUAAGGAUCCAAUGGAGUCGAUCAAAAUGCUACCCGCCACGCGACCAACAUCUGGCUUUGUACACUACGUUGAUCGGACCAGCCCCGACGUUGAAGGUCAGGCUGUGAAUCCCACAACCGGCAAAGCAGGUCCAGCUGAUCAGACUCGUCAACCUUGUUUCAUCGAUCUUACGGAUGCUGCUGACACGCACGAGGAUGAUACUGGAUUGAAUAUUGAAACGGAGGACGCAAAAGUUGAUCUCGCAGGUCAAGCCGAUCACAGUGGCAACGAUGUUGACCACGAUCCUGUAUCUGCACUAGUAGAUGGUGAUGAAUGGAAAGCAGACAAAACAAAAAGCCACGACAUCGACCCUGGAUUAUUGGGAGCCUCACCGUCUUCCAACGCGAAUUGUGGGGCACCUUGGUAUGGUCUCACUCAGAUCAAGCGAUCGCAUUGUGUCGUCCCACUUGAACAACAGAAGUUGCUGGAUCGGAAAGAGUCCUGGAACCCUCCAAUUCCUGGCAGGGAAUUUCCCCUGCUCAAUAUUCCUCGUGCUAUACUGCAGCAAAUCGAAGAUCGCAAGAGCGCAGAGGCAUUGCAACAGGAAGCUCACGAUGAGUCGAUACCAUCACGCCCUAUCUCACGAGAGUCGAAAACGUCAUAUUCGUCCCGCACACCACUUAGCUCCCCGGAGCGAGAGUUAUCAUGGCCGCUGUCAUCACCCAUUGGCAGCCGACGUGAUGAACUACCCCCCGACAGCAGUCUCCUUGGCACGAGAGGCGAGCGAUGGUCCACCCGACCUGAGGAACGGGAACAGAUUGUCGUAGACGAAUCACUGCCUCCCGAUAGCAGUCCAGACCUAGACGUCGAAACAAAAUCGGCGGAGUCAAAGUUGUCACCUGUGGAGAUGGGCUCUCGUGGCCAAUUCGACACCUCGCCAUCUCAGCAGAAUUCACGUAAAUUCCUAUCAGAGGCGAAUGCGGACCGAACGGCAGAUCCAUUUCUAGAAGAAUCUGUAUUAGUACCACAAAGCACAUUGACAAAGUCAGAGCCCGCUGGUUCGCAUAAGAUUGAGUCGGCAGCUGGGUCUAGCCCUCCUCACUCACGUGCUCAACAACAAGCCUCGAGUGCUCAAACCAGGAUUGUCGCAAGUCCAUACACGCCUGAUAUUCAGUUCGCUCAGCGUACAUCUAAUCCCCAGUUCUUUGACGGAAACCAGAGUGAGGAAUCGCCGAAUCCUCUCUCGUCUAGUCCAAAUGCAGACAGAAUGGCAGAGGAACAGCUGCAGAGAGAUUUGGUUGCGUCAGCACAAAAGAAAUCAGUCACGCAAAGCUCCUCUGCUAUAUCUAGGGCCAAAUCUUCUCCUCUCGGCAAACAGUCAAUACUUAGCGACGAUGAUGUGAUGGAUCUUGAUCCUAAAACUCCACCCCGGCAGGUUUUGGGUAAGCAUGUUCUGGCCUCCCCUGCUGCAACUAGCGGUAGGCCGCAUAAAUCAAAGUUUGGGUUCAGCCAGGAGGAGCCUGUAAUCAAGGAUCCGGCUCUGACCGCUGCCGAGGAGAAGAUGAAGUUCAUGGCUGCAAGGAAGCAAGCAAAUCGCAACAGAGCUAUGCAGGCUAAAGCACGCGCUGACGUUAAAGAUCAGCCUGACGGUCAGAUAUCUUCGAACACACCGACGUCGUCACAUGCAAUUUCGGAAAAGGCAGUUGUCAUCGACGGUGAUGACGAUUUUCACCAGCUAGAUAGGACAGAUUCAAACCCAGGAAGGAUAUCUGAUGAACACGGUGCUCAAGAACACAAUGUACGAUCAGAGAAUAACGCAGAAGAACCCAUGGUCACGGUUUCUUUUGAGUCUCUAUAUCAGGAAUUCACAACUGCGUACGAGGAUUACAAUGGCAAUCUGAAACAUUUCACGAAUCUACUUAAGGAUAUCAAACGCAGUGGCAAUCACUUGCAUCAAUUUCUGUGGGAUGACUAUGUCAUACGCAACAAGACAGACUACUUGCCGUACAGUAUAGAGUGUUUGGAAUCAGGAGAUCGGCCAGUCUCAUAUGAGAACUUUUACGCGAAGCGUAUCGUCAAACCGAUCUACAUCCAAGGUGUCCUGACACGAGACAAGCUUGAUGGCCUGUUUGCUGCUGAAGAUAUCAGAUAUCAAAGCGGCAGUCAGGCAUCUCCCCGCAGUCGCGGAAGACCGCCGUAUGCACGACGAGUUCUCGAUCGAUACGUGCCGUCUCCUCGCUCACAAGCUGCAGCAAGUCCAGCUGGCGCAUCGACAGGCAUUGCGCAAACUCUUAAGCAGAAAAAAUCUCUUAAGCUUAUGAGUUUUGGAUCGUCCCCUUCGAAAGACACAUCUCGUCGUGCGUCGAGAAAUGCAUUUGCACAACUGAACAAGACGCCGACCGUCGAUGCCUCACCAUCCGCACUUACCGAAGCCACAGCUCCGCUUUCCAGUUCGAGGAGUGGUUUGCCAAAGCGAUCGCUGCCUUGGGCUGCCUCAUCUGCCAGCACGUCCGCUUCUCAUCGAGCUGUCCGAGUCUCAGAUGUGCCUGCGAGCACAGCGUCUGAAUCGGGCAGAGGCUCGACCAGUGAGUACUCACAUUUCCACAAAUCCUAUCUGUCGCUGAGAAGCGUGCAACAGAACGCGGAAGGAGGUUCUGAGGUACCAAUAUCAGCUUGGCCGCGCAUCAAUGUUCUCGGCUGGGAACUCCCGUGAUGGAAGAACAGAAGCUACGUGAUCCUUGCUUAUUGUACAUGAAAGAUAUUCCGCUCUUAUUUGCUGCAAGACGGUGUGUGAUACCCCCAGGAAAGCUACUUACACGGUGCUAGUAUUAGAGGAGACAACGAAAUAGUUAUUGAAUAAUGUAUUGAACGUGCGG
Molecule: messenger RNA, 3887 nt
Organism: Verruconis gallopava
Lineage: Eukaryota; Fungi; Ascomycota; Dothideomycetes; Venturiales; Sympoventuriaceae
Exons: 3
Coding region: 260-3724 (1154 amino acids)
Source: RefSeq, a predicted model, not a curated record